Molecule: messenger RNA, 2238 nt
Organism: Clonostachys byssicola
Lineage: Eukaryota; Fungi; Ascomycota; Sordariomycetes; Hypocreales; Bionectriaceae
Source: the annotation of a GenBank genome assembly
AUGUCGCUUCUGCCUCCGUUGAAGCAUACUUCCGCCGCGGUUGAAGACACUACCGCUACUCCCAGCAGAAAACGCCGAAAGAUUCGCAAAGGCACACAGAGCUGCUGGGAGUGCAAACGGCGGAAGAUCCGGUGCACGUUUGCGACUCCAGCCGAUACCACUUGCGAUGGAUGCAGGAGUCGGAGGACGAAAUGCGUCAGUCAAGAAUUUGAUGACGAGAGCGCCUUAGAGUAUCUCCACGGAAAGGGACGAAACGCAGCCGAGGAGCCGAUUGAGGGGGGUAUCGUUGACAAACCAAGGGCAGUUAGCCCGCACCAGACUGCGUGCAAGAGCCAUCAAGGUGAAUGGAAUAGUGACGCUCACGGGAUGCACUUGCCAGCUGCAACGACCAACCUGAAUCUUCCAUCAGUUGGUGACACGCCGAGUGGGCUAUCAAAAUCUCUUCUUGCCGCAUGGCCGAGUCCGAGAGAUCUUGAUAUUUUACUGGACGCUCCAAUGAGCUCUUCGGUACUCUUUCAUGGUGUCAUUUGUCGGCCAUUCUCCGAGUUGAUGUCUCAGAACAUCCUCUCACCCCGUCAGAUGCUACAGUCACCCACACAACACAUGCAUCCCAUUCUAAUUACAAGGCAACUUUUACUACUCGCUACAUUUAUUCAGGGUAUUCCGGCGGAUCAUUCUAUGCAGAUUCCUGGGUUAAGCAAGGAUGCUCGCUCUGUCAUGACCACAGCCUUCAGAGUCGCUACAAGGCUAGUGACAGAUGAUGAUGAUGCUCUUACCUCGAUUGAAGGCCUUGAAUGUAUCAUGAUGGAGAGCAUGUAUUUGAACAAUGCUGGAAACUUACGGCGAGCUUGGUUGGCAAAUAAGAGGGCAAUUUCGACGGCACAACUCUUAGGCCUACAUUCAAGCAGCAGCCCGCCAGCACCUGUCAUCGAGGAAGAAACAAGGCAUCGAGUUCGCCCAGACUAUAUGUGGGCUCGCCUAAUCAUGUCAGAUCGGUACCUUUCCCUCCUUCUUGGCCUACCUCAUGUCAUCGUAAAUGAUGAUGUCUUUGCCCUUCCAGAGGUUUUGGAACACUGUGAUGCAGUGGACCGCAUGGAACGUUUGCAAGCUGUUGUUGGCGGCCUCAUCCUGAAAAGAAACAUGAACAAAAGUAUGAAUGCUACAUCAACACAGACCAUUGACCAAAUGCUACAGGAUGCAUCCGCAGUGGCACCUUCUUGUUGGUGGCUGCCAAUCCUCGACCUCAACGCCAUGGUUGACAGCGACGCCAAGGCACUGAGGGAGGCAAUCCGUAUCAUGAGUCAUUUCACACAUCAUCAUCUUCUACUUCAGGUCCAUCUUCCGUAUUUGGCUUCAUCCCCUUACGGGGAUAAAAGAUAUGAUUAUAGCAAAAUCACAGCUGCGAAUACCAGUCGUGCAAUUCUCACUCAGUUUGUUUCCUUUCGCAAAAUCUUCACGUCGUCAGCAUAUUGCCGUGGGAUCGAUUUUAUUGCCUUCAUAGCAAGCACGGUUUUGUGUAUUUCGCAUAUUCAAUCACGACGCCGACACAAGAGUGCCGGCGUUUUCCGGUCACUUCAACAUCAGAGAUUGAGCGACCGAGCUCUUCUAGACCAAACUCUCGACAUCAUGAGAGCAAUGGCGGAGCGGACUGGUGAUUCGAUAGCUGCCAAAGUGUCUAGUAUUCUAAAUCCUCUUCUCGUCAUCGAGAACGAGUCGUUGACUGGAAGGCCAUACAGCAUCUGGACUUCCUUGGCAGAGAACAUACAGGAUGGCUCCGAUUAUCAUGCUGAAGCAAAAGAGAAUGGGCAUGCUAUUCGAAUCCAGGUUCCGUAUCUUGGAACAAUCAUGAUUGAGAACCGUCCAACCGAGGUUGAUGCUGGAGAACCUCUCCUUUUUCUUGCAACUUCUAACUCAAUUUCCACUUCACCCACUGCAUGUCAACCAGCCACGCAUCCGACUGGGUAUGAAGUCACCAACGUGUUGCCUGCCAACCCAGAUUGGCAAGCAGUCCCGUCGCAACUCUUUUCUGGCACAUCAAUUGAACCUACAGGGACUGGUACUUCGAAUGAUUCUUACCAGAAUGCCAAUUCCAACGAGGCCUUUGAUAGUUGUCUUCUAGUACCUGGACUUGACGCGAAUGUGGAAGAAUGGGCCUUACAGGGUGUUGAUCUAGCUCUCUUCAGUACACUUACACAUGAUCCUCAAAACGAUAGGGCAACUCAAGAUGGUGCUAAAUAA